This is a messenger RNA of Mercenaria mercenaria, 696 nucleotides long. RefSeq lists its product as uncharacterized. NCBI's taxonomy places the organism in Eukaryota, Metazoa, Mollusca, Bivalvia, Venerida, Veneridae. The record is from RefSeq and is a predicted model, not a curated record. The transcript has a single exon. Bases 1 to 696 code for a protein of 231 amino acids.
AUGACACAAAAAUUGACCCAAAUGGACAGGAGAGUGUUUUCUUUAGAGAGCAAAUUAAGCGAAACUAACAGUAAACUUAUAGAAAUUGAGGCCAGCAGGCAUUUUGACAGCCAAUUAUGUGAUGAAAUAAGGUCAAAACAGGUCGAUAUUGAUCAAAUGAUCAGAGAUGAAACACGGAAAUACACACAAAUAGCUAAAGACUAUGAUAAUCUCAAACAGGAAAACAAUCGUUUAUCGGAGGAAAUGCUAGACAUUCAAUCCAGAUCAAUGAGAGACAAUUUGUUAUUUUUCAACUUUGAAGAAUGUAAGGUUCCCGAAGAGCGUAAAGCAGAAGACUGUCGCAAAAAGUUACUUGAUUUUUUUGCAACAGACCUUGGAAUACAAGAAGCCCAAACGUCAAUCAAAAUCGAUCGUGCUCAUCGUGUAGGCAGUUACGCCAUUGGAAAGAUUCGUCCAAUUGUAGGAAAGUUCAAUUCGUCUGUGGACAAAUAUGAUAUCAAACAAAAGAUAAACGAAAAACGCGGGACAAUACAUAUAAAAGCCGGAGACCAGUAUCCAAAAGUCAUCCAGGAACGCAGAAGAGCCCUGAUACCAGAACUUAUCAAGGCAAAAGAAGCAAAUAAACAUGCUGUGUUAAGCUAUGAUAAGUUGUUCAUAGACGGCAAACGCUUUACCCCUGAUGCAAGUUCUCAAUAG